Messenger RNA from Cryptomeria japonica (Japanese cedar), 1855 nucleotides. Its product is annotated as polygalacturonase At1g48100. Gene Ontology annotation, molecular function: polygalacturonase activity. The transcript is spliced from 8 exons. Gene Ontology annotation, biological process: carbohydrate metabolic process. The record is from RefSeq and is a predicted model, not a curated record. The coding region runs from base 103 to 1428 and encodes 441 amino acids. NCBI's taxonomy places the organism in Eukaryota, Viridiplantae, Streptophyta, Pinopsida, Cupressales, Cupressaceae.
UGUUCCAUAUAGAAUUGUCUUUUGGAGAAGCAAGCUUUGAGAACAUUUAUUCCAUAUAGAAUUGUGUUUUCGAGUGGGUAGAUCUCUAAAAACAAAAUCAAAAUGUCUCGUACGAGAAAAGCUUAUCUAGUGUUUGUUUUUAUACUUGUGUUAAGCUUGAGAGAUGAGUGCACAGGAGCAAGGGAUUUCAAGAAAAAAUCAUUGAUUUUAUUAUCAUCAUCAGAUGAUACAGCUUCAUCUGAUGGCGAUUCCAAGGUGGUGGACGUUACAACAUAUGGUGCCAAGGGCGAUGGAGUCACCGAUGAUACCGAGGCAUUUCAGGCAGCAUGGACAUCAGCUUGUGAGCAGAACUCGUCUACACUGCUCAUUCCAGCUGAUUACAACUUUCUAGUUGGGCCCCUCACUUUCUCGGGACCCUGCAAUUCAAACGUCCUCUUUAAGGUUGAUGGAAAUGUUAUCGCUCCGGUUAAUCCACGGUCGUGGACAUCUAAACCGUUGAACUGGAUAAACUUUUCAAAACUCAAUGGUGUUACUAUUAAUGGCAACGGCAGUUUUGAUGGACAAGGGGCAGCUUGGUGGAAGAUUUCCCAACUAGAAGACACGGAUAGCAGCGAAAAUGGAAGCAAACUGCCAAGCAUGAGGCCGACGGCAUUGCGGUUUUAUGGAAGCUUUGACGUGAGCGUCCAAGGCAUCACAAUACAAAACAGCCCACAGUUUCACCUCAAGUUUGACGGGUGUACAUUUGUUACAGUUGUUAACGUGACAAUUUCCUCUCCUGAGAACAGCCCAAAUACUGAUGGAAUUCACGUCCAGAAUUCAGAGGAGAUUGAAAUAUACCAUUCCUCAAUUGCAUGCGGAGACGACUGUGUAUCGAUACAAACAGGAAGCUCAGCCAUCCGCGUGCAUGAUAUCAAUUGUGGCCCUGGUCACGGUAUCAGUAUUGGAGGACUUGGGAAGGGAGGAACAAAGGCCUGUGUUUCCAAUGUCAGUGUUUAUGACAGCAACAUUCAUGAUACAUUGAACGGUCUCCGAAUAAAAACAUGGCAGGGAGGAAUUGGGCAAGUGAAAAGCGUGUCGUUCUCCAAUAUACAGGUUUCCAAUGUAAGACUGCCCAUUGAUAUUGAUCAAUUUUACUGUGAUAAAACUGUCUGCAGCAACCAGUCAUCUGGAGUAUACAUAUCAGAUGUCACUUAUCAGAAAAUCACAGGCACUUACGUGAAAACACCAGUCUAUUUGGCUUGCAGCGAUGAUGUGCCAUGUACCGAUUUAAAGUUCCAAAAAAUUGAACUUCAGCCAGUGGCUACACAGGAAAAGAGUCCCUUCUGCUGGAAUAGCUAUGGAGACCAACAGUCCGAUGUUGAGUGCCUGCAACCUGGAAGACCCCCUCAUGACCCUGCUCAAACUCUAUCACCGGAAGAUCGAUGUUAAUACCUAGUCUUCAAAAACACAUUUGUAGUUUCAUAUUGGCUCUUCUUCGGUGAAUGGUUAAGCUAAAUCUUGAACGUUGAUCAUUAGCCAGCUCACAUAUGACAUUCCAUGUAAUUAAGCUGCAGUCAUCUCCAAAAACAUCAGAUGCAUUGUCCACAUAAACUUUUGUUCGUGAGGGAGUUCCCUCUCUUUUCAUAUGAAGCUGAACAACACGAGAUACUCUUUCCUCUGGUUUUCUUUCUUCUAUCCUCUAUACUUGUUAGUUGUUAGCUUUGUUCUUCACGUUCAUUCCUUCCUGAACACUCUCUUCUACUUCUUUAUCCUGACAUUUACAACUUUUGCUCACCAACUUGAAGAGAAAGUGGUGGUGGAGUGAAGUACAUUGACAAACCAUUGGCGGGUUGCCACAAACCAAUCACAUGUUCCU